Chilo suppressalis (striped riceborer) is the source of this 2508-nucleotide messenger RNA. The record is from the annotation of a GenBank genome assembly. Lineage: Eukaryota; Metazoa; Arthropoda; Insecta; Lepidoptera; Crambidae.
CUUGUUAUAAGUUCAAUCUGCUUUGGUCGCCACCAAUUGACCACGCGGCCCGCGUUCAAGCUGAUCUGGUAAUUCGUUAUUGUAUACGAGACAAGCGGGGCAAUGGCAUUCAGAAUUCACGAGGAUCAAGAAAAUUCAGCAUUAGGGCUGAGGAAGGAGAAUUCUGAUGUAUUUUCAGCUGCUAACCAAAGGCGUGCAUUGGGCGACCUUAGCCAUUUCGGAUGCUAUCAAAACCGGAAUAAUAAACUUCCCGGUCUGACGAAUGGACCUUGCAAAGUUCAGGACGAUACCAGAAAGAUACGGCAAAUUAAGAAUGAAAAGAAUAUCGUUCCACCAGUGGCACAAUUUCGCGCUUUUAAUGUGUAUGAAGAUAAACCUACUGAAGCAGAGGUGAAGAAACGUGAGCCUACUUUCAAGCAUUUUGUCACCAAGGAUAUCAAGAAGGACAACUUUUUUAAGAAUGAGGCUGAAAAUGUCAAAGUCCUGUGUGAUCAAAUCAAGAAACAACCAGAUUGGCAAAAAGAUACAACUCUUGCAAGACUUCCAUUACAAGAAAAGAAAGAUGUCAUUGAGUCUCCUAUGUCCAUUGUUGACUCUAGCAUUUUGUCAAUGUCCAUUUCUAAGAAUGAGAGUCAACUACUUAAUAGUAUCGAUGAAGAUGAUGCAGAUGCAGCUACCACAGCUCAAACUGACAGGGAAAUGUUUUUCCAUGUUGAAGAGUAUCGGCAAGAUAUUUAUGAAUAUAUGAGAGAGAUUGAGGUGAAGAACAGAGCCAAUCCACGCUACAUGCGUAAACAGCCAGACAUCACUCAUGUAAUGCGCUCUAUCUUAAUCGACUGGCUCGUUGAAGUCUGUGAUGAGUAUGGACAGCAAAGUGAGACACUGCACCUAGCAGUUUCCUAUGUGGACCGAUUCUUGUCUUACAUGAGUGUGGUACGGACCAAAUUGCAACUUGUAGGCACUGCUGCUACCUACAUAGCUGCGAAAUAUGAAGAGGUUUACCCACCAGAGGUGUCAGAGUUUGUGUAUAUAACUGAUGACACAUACACUAAGCGUGAAGUACUGAGAAUGGAGCAUCUCAUACUGAAGGUCCUUUCAUUUGACCUGUCCACACCUACCUCUCUUGCAUUUUUAUCACACUACUGCAUCUCAAAUGGACUCUCGAAAAAGACAUUCCAUUUAGCAUCUUACAUUGCCGAGCUGAGUCUACUAGAGGCAGACCCGUAUCUACAGUUCAAACCUUCAGUGAUUGCUGCGAGUGCUCUGGCCACUGCACGCCACUGUCUUCUGUGCGAACGUUGCUCCCGGGAUGAGGUCGAUACGACUGUGGAUCACAGUAUAUUCAUCAAUAAAGGCGCAAACGGAUCCUACUCCGAGAGUGGGGUCCAUAGCUCCUGCUUAUCGACCGCGUGGCCCGCAGCGCUGGCCAGCAGCUCGGGAUACUGCGCCGCUGACAUCGACGCUUGCAUGCGGGAGCUGGCCCGUUCGCACGCGCAUGCCCCAAGGCAGCCCUACCAGGCUAUCCCCGACAAGUAUAAGAGCAACAAAUACGAAGCUGUGUCGACCAUAGAGCCUAAACCAAUGUACCCAGUGCCCAAAUACGAACCACCGACACCUGCAAACAACGCAAGACCUGCAUCAACAGAUGUAAGAGCAAGCUAGUAUAAUGCCAAAACAACGAGAUCGAGACACGGGACCAAAACAUGUUUUUCGCCUAUUCCCAGCAGAUAAACUCUGCUUAGAUAAUAAACAUUGGAAGAUCUACGUGCCGCUACAAUAUUUUUCAAGGCCCUUAAAAGCUACCGUGGUUGAUUACAUUGGAUCUAACGUUGUUCAACAAUGUUUUACUAAUGCUGGGCACCUCUUUUGGUUAUUCGGAUUUUCUUUUUGUAAAUUUUACUCGAGUUUGUCUUUAUCAUACUUUAUGAGGAAUGAAAAGGACAGACUGAUGUCAAGCUUACAAAUAGCAAACAAAAUUAUCCAAAUGAAGUGUUCGCAUAAUGCAUAAUAUGGCACGUUGUUGUGUUGAGGGCCAGUACAACACAUACUUUGAGCGCUCGGUUCUCCAUUACGGUCUUAUUACUAAGCUCAUAAAGUUGAAUUUGUCUGCUUUAAGGAACUAGAAAAUAUCUUACCCUCUGGGUGUUUGUUACAUAUCAGCCUCCUUAUUGGCUAAUUUCACUCUUAACUCUGAUCAACAUACCUUUCAAUUUGGCAUUUGUAAAAAAGUUAAGUAGAAAGGUGGUGUAAUUGGAGGAAAUAGCUUCUCAACCUCAACGAGUCUGCAGUCGCCAUACACUGCACAACAUCAACAAAACCGAACAGGCUCAGCAUAUACCUUGUCUCAUUUAACCUAGACAUUGGCAGAAUCGUCACGUAAUGAGAUGUGCGUGUGGACUGACAGAUUUUUUCAAAAAACUCAUCCAAUCACAACCAAAUUAUAAAAGGAUUUAGGAAAUAACUGUGAAAACUUCAUGGUAAGGUAUAAAAUUUGUGAAACCUAAACAA